This is a messenger RNA of Auxenochlorella protothecoides, 411 nucleotides long. Its product is annotated as NifU-like protein 2, chloroplastic. NCBI's taxonomy places the organism in Eukaryota, Viridiplantae, Chlorophyta, Trebouxiophyceae, Chlorellales, Chlorellaceae. Gene Ontology annotation, biological process: iron-sulfur cluster assembly. Gene Ontology annotation, molecular function: iron-sulfur cluster binding; iron ion binding. Gene Ontology annotation, cellular component: mitochondrion; chloroplast stroma. The coding region runs from base 1 to 411 and encodes 136 amino acids. The transcript has 4 exons. The record is from RefSeq and is a predicted model, not a curated record.
AUGGCUGAUGGCGGCAACGUGGAGUUCGUAGAGAUCGAUGGACCCGUGGUCUACCUCAGGUUGCAAGGCGCCUGCGGGUCCUGCCCUUCCUCGCUGACCACCAUGACCAUGGGGAUCAAGCGGCGCCUCAUGGAGUCUAUCCCGGAGAUCUCAGAUGUGGAGCAGAUGGAGCCCGAGGACAUGGGUGGUCUGGACCUCACGCCAGAAAAUGUGGACACCGUGCUGGAUGAGAUCAGGCCAUACCUCAUCGGCACGGGGGGCGGGGGCCUGGACCUGGUGGAGAUCGACGGCCCAAUUGCCAAAGUAAGGAUCACGGGCCCGGCGGCCUCGGUCAUGACGGUCCGAGUGGCAGUCACCCAGAAGCUGCGGGAGCGCAUCCCCGGCAUCGCGGCGGUGCAGCUCGUCAACUGA